CCUAAAGACGAUCUAAGUAUUUUCAAAACUACCUUUUUGGGGCUCUUUGUUGGUUGUAAAAAGUUUGGUCUGUGCCACGAUGAAACAACUUAGCCAAGCCAAAAACUUUAAACGAAUGGGCACCGGAUUUCGAUCUGGCCUGGAAAGUUUCGACCUUACUCUCCGUGUUCGGGAUAAGGAAAUUCCGGUCCACAAGCUGAUAUUGGUCCGUGCUAGUCAAUACUUCAAAGUUCUCUUUAGUGGUUGCUUCGCGGAUUCUGGGAAGAAAGUCUUAGAAAUGAAUCAGUUUGAACCUGAAAUCGUGGAAAUGAUUGUGGAAUUCCUCUACUCUAGAACCUUAAACCUUUCUACGGAUACCGUAAUGGAUGUCUAUGAAGUGGCUGAUUUCCUACAAGUGACCAAGGUGUUGCUGUUUUGCAUUCAGUUCAUGAUAGAAUCCGUAGAUGCGAUCAACUGCAUCUCCUUCUGGAAGUUUGCAGAUUUCCAUUCUCUGCCUCCAUUACGGGCCCAUUUACAAACAUAUAUUUGCACAUCGUUGGAAGAUGUGAUGAAGACAACCGAAUUCCUAGAGUUGGAAUUUGAGGAUUUAAAGUCUCUGAUGACCGACGUCGAACUGAGUCGACUUGAAUGGCUGCAAUCCUAUAGGUCAACCUUCUCAGCGCUGAUGGGGUGGAUGAACCAUAAUGCAUCGCGGAAUGUACACCUAGAAAGCCUCGUAAAUUUAGCAAGGGAUCAGGAAAAGCUUUCUAGACCAAAGCCUGACGAGGAAAAUGUUCGCAAUGCAAUGGGUAGGCUUCAAUGCAGUAGAUAAGCUCUAAUUUAACCGUUCGGUCUGGGCACAAAGGCGGCCUGCUGAAGUUAGUAAGAACAGAGGAAAUUAGGGAACAAUUUUUGACAAUGCAGUUCUAACAUACAACUGACUGACUAUGUAAUAUUUUCCUGGCUAUUAAAUAGGUUCGACCUUUAGAAAAAAAUUACCGAGAGGAUCUGAUCUCAACAGAAAUUUUCAUGCUGGACAGCGGUAGCCGAUUUGAUAUGUAUCAAUAGAAACUAUAUUAUAUCAUCCCAAAAAGCUUUUAUUUCAAUAUCAUUAUCAUUGAUUAAUUUGGAAAUUAAUAAUAAAGUGCGUAUUUCAAUAUAAA
Messenger RNA from Hermetia illucens (black soldier fly), 1142 nucleotides. Its product is annotated as kelch-like protein 10. The transcript has 5 exons. Gene Ontology annotation, molecular function: protein binding. Lineage: Eukaryota; Metazoa; Arthropoda; Insecta; Diptera; Stratiomyidae. The coding region runs from base 80 to 811 and encodes 243 amino acids. The record is from RefSeq and is a predicted model, not a curated record.